This is a messenger RNA of Triticum aestivum (bread wheat), 3291 nucleotides long. RefSeq names its product protein FAR1-RELATED SEQUENCE 5. Gene Ontology annotation, biological process: regulation of DNA-templated transcription. The record is from RefSeq and is a predicted model, not a curated record. Lineage: Eukaryota; Viridiplantae; Streptophyta; Magnoliopsida; Poales; Poaceae. Gene Ontology annotation, molecular function: zinc ion binding; nucleic acid binding. The transcript is spliced from 7 exons. Bases 92 to 3025 code for a protein of 977 amino acids.
AAGCACCCCCCGUGACUUAAAGCGGUACAGCUACUGCGUGACGCUUGCGUCUUCUUCCCUAGCUCACCAGCACAAAGGAAAGAGGCCGAAGAUGGGAGAGAGAGGAAGAGAUACAGUCUCCACGCACAAGCAACAUUGCGCUGUCGAGGGAACUGCGUGUUUUCCUAUGGCGGAGAACGGCGGCGCAGGGCAGUCGCAGCACGCCGACGACCUCAAAAGUGCGCCGAACGCAGACCCUGGGUUAGAUCGGAAUGAACCACAACCAUGUAGCCAGAGCACACCCGUGGCUCAGAACAUCGAUGGGGGUCGUAAGAACGAUGAGAACGACAGCAAUCCAGCGGAAGGGGUCGAACCAACCAUCAACGUCGAAGCGGAGGAGGACGAAGAGGGAUGGACAAGACGGCAAAGGAACCGAGACGGGAGGUCAUUCAGAGUAGCAGCAGAGGGAAGCCUUGGUGCGAUAGAGCGGGCGAUGGAAGAUGCGGUCAAACUCGGAAAGAAAGUCGUGUUCGAACCAGCUGUGGGCAUGACCUUCAAUUCUGAGCAGGAGGCUUAUGAAUUUUACAACGCAUACUCGUGGGAACUAGGGUUCGGCAUCAAGCGUGGGAACAAGUAUGUCAACGGCAACAAUUACAAAUCUAAACAAGAUUUGCUGUGCUCGUGUGAGGGCAAAGACAGUAAGCAAUUCUCAAGAUCUUCCAGGACACAGUGCCGCGCCAUGGUCAGACUGCUGCGGACUCAAGACGACGGUUGGUAUUAUGCCACAGUUGUGUUGGAGCACAAUCACAGAAUGGCUGAAACAAUAGGAGAAAGGAAAAUUUGGAAGUGCCACAACCACAUUGAUUCAUCAAUCAAAGAUUUAGUAGGCCACCUGCGCCUAAACAAUGUAUCACUGACCAAGGUUUACGGCGUCAUGUCAGAUAUGCACGGCCGUUAUGAAGAUGUGCCUUUUCGGAAGAGGUCUCUCCGCAACAUGUGUGCAGCAAUCGCAUACGAGUCCAGCCAAGACGACAUCAACAAAACUCUCGCUUUGUUUUCAAGCAUGCAAGCCGAGAACAAAGGUUUUUACUUUGCGGUGAAGACUGACGAUGAAAGAAGGGUAUCUGGAUUGUAUUGGUGCCAUCAAAAAAGCAGGGCAGAUUAUACAUGUUUUGGUGAUGUUGUGACUUUUGAUACAACAUAUAAGAGCAACCUAUACGAGAUGCCUGUAGGCAUGUUCAUCGGCGUAAACAAUCAUUAUCAAUGUUGUGUUUUUGGCUGUGUUGUGCUUCGUGAAGAAACUGUAGAAUCUUUCGAGUGGGCAUACGAAACUUUCUUAUCUUCAGUGGACAACAAAGUACCCAAGACGUUCUUGACAGACCAAAGCAGGCAGAUGGAGCUUGCAAUUGCUUCAGUCAUGCCAACCACUAUCCACAGAUGGUGCAAAUGGCACGUUUUCAAAAAGAUGAAGGAAAAAGUGGGCAACGUAUACAGAAAGGGUUCUGCAUUCCGCAUAGAGUUUGACAUGCUCAUCAAUGAGAUGAUGACCGUGGAUGAGUUUGAAAAAGAGUGGGAUGUAUUAAUGUAUACAUAUGGUCUCGACAGAAACUCAUUCAUGAAGCAAGUUUAUGAGGUUAGGGUAAAGUGGGCGAAACCAUACCUGAAGGACAACUUCUGCGCAAAGAUGUGCAGCACUCAAAGAAGCGAGUGCAUGAACAAUGUUUUAAAAAGCUAUGUCGCAAGAUCAGCACCUCUCAACAGUUUCGUCAUCCAAUUCAAUAAAAUGUAUGCCGACAGAUGUGCCGAAGAGGACUACGAGCAUGCCCAUACAAACAAGGACAAGGCAGUUAUCAAAUUCAAUAUUCCAAUAGAACGCCAUGCAUCGAAUGUCUACACAAGAACCAUGUUUAGGAUCUUCUCAGAGGAGUUGUAUCAAUCUGGCCCGUACGAAGUUAUAGGACAACAGCUCGACGGAAAGAUGAUAGUUGAGCAUGUGAACGCUGAAAUCAGGAAACGCUGGUGCAAAGUCACAUAUGAAGUAGACGUAGACAGAGAGAGUGACACAUACACAUGUGAGUGUGGCAUGUUUCAACAUUCAGGAAUACUGUGCAGACACAUUCUCAAGGUGAUGCUUCACGUCAAGCUUCAAGUAAUCCCGGACAAAUACAUAAUGAAGAGGUGGACAAGGGAUGCCCGCGACAUGCUACCAGAACAUCUCAAGUGCUACCAGAAUGAUGCAAGUGUUCAAGUCUCCAAGACAUUCAGGCACAACAUCGUUUACGUAAAAGCUCUUGAGUUAGUUAAGUUGGCGAACACAUCAGUCCCCACAUUCCAGUACGCAAUCCAAAAGUUUCACGAAAUGCAAGAAGAGCUCAACAAAAUGAUUGCUACUGAGGCGUUAUCAGAUCCCCAAAAUCAGAACAAGAGCUGCGGAGGUUCAACGCAAAAUGGAGGGAGCUCAGAGAAACCUGAUGCCACAAAUGGCAUAGCACAUCCUGAUCAAGCAGGAGGGCAUAGUGAUCAAGACUUUUCUGAGGACGUGCUACCACCCGAAAGGAAAAGAUCCAAGGGCAGGCCCAAAACAAAGCGCAUCAGAACCACAUCAGAGAUUGCUACCAAGAACAGCAAAAGGAAAUGCUGCAUAUGUGGCUCGGACGGUCACAUCACAAUCUCGUGUCCAUGCACGGCGGCAGGUGGAGCCGAUCAUGAAGGAACGAAUGCUCAAGAAACUCAUGCAUCACAAAACAUGGAGGCAGGCGAGAGUAUGUUCAGUCCGGUUGGGAGCAACGUUACUUCAGAAAACCCAGAUGCAGAGCAAAGCAUCACAAAGCCAGCAAAUCAGAGGAACAAUCAGCAAAAACCACCGUCUGCCACAAGGAGAUGCAAGAACUGUGGGCUACCUGGGCACUACGUCAGUACGUGUCCAACAUACGAAGGGCCCAAGAAGCCACCAAAAGAGGUCAGAUGCACGACAUGCACGCUAUGGGGCCACUAUAGCACCACCUGCGGAGGCGACACAACCUACAAGCGCAAGCAUGCAUCUUAGAAGCAAGCAAAGGAUUCAGAAUUCACCUACCGACGAUCAACCCCGGCAACACCUGAUACGCGGCGUCUCCCUCGUACGGUACAACGCAUCAAGCGUUUUAUCCUUUUUAGUAUGAUUUACCGAACUGCUCUGUCAGCAGAACUAUAAGAUUUGAUUUGAGAAUUUGUAAGCUAAACUAUGGCACAUGCAUUUUGCAUUUUUUAUCCAUUAUUGUAAUAGACACUCAUCCGUUUUUCACGAAUGUUUAUCCAGACCUUUUUUUUACA